This is a messenger RNA of Durusdinium trenchii, 2935 nucleotides long. The record is from the annotation of a GenBank genome assembly. NCBI's taxonomy places the organism in Eukaryota, Dinophyceae, Suessiales, Symbiodiniaceae.
CCUUUACUCCGUACUCUCUAUGCUGAACUGAGCGCCAUGGCCAGAUCUCCAUCACUUGGAGAGACCUCGCAGUUGGCCAUUCCCGCCAAAGAGCUCGACGAUGGAAUUCCAGAGCCACCCGAGCCAGGUGCGGCCAAGAGCGAGGUGCGAUCCAAAGCGACAGGAUCUUUCGAUGCACGUUCCUUCUCCAACCGUUCAGUUGGACUCUUCGACGGGAUUCGUUCCUGGUCGAAGCCUUCAUCAUUCCAAGUGGGAGGAUUAGGACUGGGACCUCGAGAAGGCGUCUCGUCGGAUUUCAUGGGACUCGUGGAGAAGCUGGUGCACCAGCAUCAGACAGAGAUGGCGAUGUGCGGAAAGAAGAAGAGCUUUGAUAUCCCUCCGGUCACCACAGAGUGGGAGCGGCUUUGCUCCGCAGGCUCGAGAUUCUCGAAGAGAUCUCAGGAGCCUGGUCAGGCCUUUUCACCGGCAGCAGUCUUGAUGCGUGAGAGGAAGCAUGAUCUCAAAGAGUUGGACGCCAGCAAACUGCUCGAAGCAUUCGACGAGCAUGCGCUGCAGGAGGUCUCGGAGGAGUCUUGGAGCCCGGCCAUGAUUGCAACCAGGAUCACCUCGUUCCGCAAGCAUCAGUGGGAUGAACUGAAGGAAACCGGCUGCUGUACGAAACUGGAGAACUUCUUGCAGUCCAAUUGGUACGAGUUCUUCAUUGCCUUCGUCCUUGGGAUGAACGCCUUGUGGAUGGCCUUCGAACUCCAAGUCACUGGACGAGAGAAAGGCUAUUUGCUGGGCAUCUAUCCAAGCGGGAUUCAGAACUUGGACCACUGGCUGGAAGCCUUCCUCCUGGGCGACCGGAUCUUCGCAUACCUCUUCGUCACGGACGUGCUGGUGCGCAUCAUCGUGCUGAGGAGCAAGUUCUUCCGCAUGUGCUUGAACUAUGUGGAUAUUGCAGUCUCGAUGACGGCCAUGGCCGAGGUGAUUUUAAGUGGCACCCUCUUGGGUGACCUCCCCGUGAACCCGCUUCUCUUUAAGCUGCUGCGGAUUGGGAAGCUGGCACGCGCCAUCCGAAUGAUUUCGAUGACCACGAUGUUGCUGCCCUUGCAGCUCUUGAUCAAGUGCUUGACUGCAAGCCGUGGUAUGCUUUUUUGGAGCUUUUGCUUGUUGAGCUUUGUUCAAUGCGUGGCUGGCAUGACCUUGAGCACGCUUUGCCAAGACUUCCUGGUGGAUGAAAACGCAGAUCCGGUCAUCAAAGAGGAGGUCUAUCGAUACUAUGGCACCUUUACGAGAACAGUGCUUUCGAUGUUCGAAAUUUUGUUCGCCAAUUGGGGACCUGCCUGCAGAGUGUUGGUGGACAAUGUCAGCGAAUGGUUCUCGCUCUUUUUCCUGGCCUACCGUUGUGUGCUGGGUUUUGCAGUACUCAACGUCGUGAACUCGGUCUUUGUGCAGCAGACGAUGAAAACCGCCAGUUCGGAUGAAGAUUUGGCCUUUCGCCAGAAGGAGAAGGAUGUGGCUUCCUACACUCGAAAGCUUCGACAUGUCUUCCAAACCAUGGACACGGGCGGUGACGGCACCAUCAACUAUGAGGAAUUCUCCAAGUUGGUCUCCAACCCGAAACUCAAGUUUUGGAUGAGCCAACUGGAGUUGGAAUAUCAUGAUUUGAUGAGCCUCUUUGAGUUCCUCGACAAUGGGGAUGGAGAAAUCACACUGUCAGAGUUCAUCGAGGGUGCCACGAAGCUUAGAGGUCAGGCGAAAGCAUUGGACAUCUGGCGGAUGGAGACCAAAUUGGAGGUUCUCUUCGAGGAGGUGCUGCAGCUUCUCAGUGUCACUUCAGGUCCCAACGGUCCCAGUUCCGCCGUGCCCGAUGAGCCCCCGCCCGAUGAAGACGAGCAAACCGAGUCCAAACCAGUGCUGAAGAGGUGGGUGGGGAACACGAGGUCGAAUGUGACGUCAAAUUUGCCAAUGGACUGUUGACAAUUUCCACGUUUUUUGUUUAAACGUUUGUGUGGUUUUUAUUGCAACAAACAUUGCAUCAUUGCAUUCCAUUGCCACGUGACAUCACGUGACCGAGCACUUGAGACUGGGACGACUUGGAUGCGGAAGGUGGCGAGAGGGACUUGGAUGCGGAAGGUGCUUCCGCCUUUUGUUCAGUAGUGGCAAGGUGAACGCCCUGACGUCUUCCGUGACCUGUGAAAGAGAACGCCUACCCGUGAACGCCCGUCUUCCGUGCCCCUCACCCGAAGGCCACUCGGAGGAACGCCAGCAUCGUUCCGAACGAGAAGGCAACUAGUUACUACUCCCUAGGUCCCUCACAUAGUUUGUAGUGGAUGGCACCACCUGUUUGGUUCGUGGAUUUCAUGGUCUUCCUUUCGGGCCCAUUCUCGACGUAACCAUGUUAGUUCCAGGGAGUGUAACUUCUUGCAUCUUCUUGUACUACCGCAGUAGCAAUGCUAGUGGUGAUGCCCUUGUUACUAGUUUAGCGAUGCCCUUGUUACGCCCUGGCAACUCCUUGUUAACACUGCUGUGUGGUGGAUGGUUGACCGCGCAAAAGCAGAACUUGGUUCCUAAACAGUCUCAGUAAGGCCUCUUGAACGAUCAUACGUAGAUGACCAUGACCUUAGUGGGAUGCACAGUUCUGUUGGAUUUGAGGGCAAAAUGCACCUCUCAGGGGCAGGCAUCACCCUGAUUGGUGUUCUUAGGGGCUGUUUUGCGAAGUUUGUUCCGGGGGGUCGAGCUCCUUUCAAGCUUUAGCUGUCAUGCUGGUUGAUCAGUCAAACAUAUUUUUGCCAGGAUGGCUUCUCAGAGUGUGGAGGAGGUCUUCGCAGCUUCCGCCUACAAACACAUUAGGAGCACCAAGGGAACUCGGCUGACAGAUGAUGAGAAGCUGGACAUUUAAGCUGGCUAGUGCCCAUGGGCAACCAGGGAAUUGAGCAGAAUUGAGCACCAU